Elgaria multicarinata webbii is the source of this 920-nucleotide messenger RNA. Its product is annotated as melanoregulin-like. The record is from RefSeq and is a predicted model, not a curated record. Gene Ontology annotation, cellular component: melanosome. The transcript has 5 exons. Lineage: Eukaryota; Metazoa; Chordata; Lepidosauria; Squamata; Anguidae. Gene Ontology annotation, biological process: melanosome transport. Bases 114 to 806 code for a protein of 230 amino acids.
UUGCCACAUGAGCUAACAUCUGCCCCAUCAGUUUUUCUCCUAUUUUUGUUACAUUUUGGUAUGCUGGUCACAGGCACUUCUUAAUGCCUGCAACGUUUGCAAGAGAGUGAGAGAUGGAUUUCUGGUACAAAGUUUGCUGCUGCUGUUGCCAUAGAGAAGCAGAACUGGAGAAGAAUCCAUUGAUCUUUGGUGACACACUUCAGUAUUUCAACAAGUUGCAGAAACGCCGGCGAUCAGAGGCUGCUAACUUGUGGAAUGAACCUGUGGACAGCACCCACAUGGAGCGGGACGAUGAUCAUGAGCUCUACAUGCUGCUGCAGAAGAGGGCAAAAAUGCGCCGGGGAUCCGAGAGCUACCGACGUUUGAGCUUUGACAUCAUUGCCCAUCGACAGGUCCGUAGGAAGGUGAAGGACCGAUGGAAGCAAGUCUUGGAAGUCUUAGGAUUCAGAACUGAAGCAGACGGGCUCCUCACUGUGACCUCCAGCAUCGCAUAUGAAUCCCUUCGCAAUCCUCAAGAGGCCCGAAGGCUCCUCAAUGCCCUGGCUGAGCAGACAACCAUUUUUGGCCGUUCCCAUGGUGGUCCAGCAGAGAGAUACCUCUUUGUCCUUGACAGGCUUCUUCUUCUAGAUGUAGGAGAUGACUUCCUGUCAGCUGCUCGUCACUUUUACCCUGUGGAGGAAGAUGAAGACAUCACAUGUUCCAGUGAUGGAGGGCCUACUACCUCAGGUCCAGUCUUAGUCAAACGGAGUGGUGAAGCUGAUGAAGAAGCAGAAGAAGAUGAAGUCACAGAUGUGGAAGAAGAAUAAAUGUUAGAGAUGGAGAAGGAGGAAGUUGAGGAAGAAGCCGUGGUAGGCACCAUGGAGUGACACCAACGCAGCCUUCGGAUGGACGAACACAUGCAGUGGAUCUAUGCAGGGCUC